Messenger RNA from Marmota monax (woodchuck), 15382 nucleotides. Its product is annotated as proteoglycan 4-like. The transcript is spliced from 6 exons. The record is from RefSeq and is a predicted model, not a curated record. Bases 2479 to 4347 code for a protein of 622 amino acids. Lineage: Eukaryota; Metazoa; Chordata; Mammalia; Rodentia; Sciuridae.
UAAAGCCCAGGCCCCAGCUGAAGGCGCACACCUCGUUAAUCUGCUUAUCUGCUGCCAGCACAGCCACGCCCGACAGGAGCCUAGAUAAGGGACAGGUCAGGGGCCACUCCCAGGUGUCCAGCAAGGCCAGGGCCCAGGCCUCACAGGCCCCUUGCCCAACUCAGGGGGCAAACGGUUUUGAUCCCCCUUCCCUGCACCACACCGGCAAGGGUCAUUUUGGAGCCUGGUCUAGAUACAAAACAGUGGCCCUGGGAGAUGGCCACUGUCCACGUUAGUGGCCAGGGAAGUGUCCAUGCCUAGGAGGGGAAGCCAGGGAGUCUCCAACAUGGAUCCCCUCUCUAGUCUCUCAGCUAUGGCAAGGUCCAGCUCUGAGCUGAGUGGCAGGCCUGAGGCAGAUGACACUAGACCUCGGUGUCCCUGUCACACCCUGAUCCCACCGCCUGCCCCAUGUCCGCUCAGGGCCAGGCCCACCAGCCUGAGCUCGAGGUACCUGCAUCAGGGGGAGGUGAGAGCCGAGAGGGGAAGGUGCUCCCAGGCUGCCAGAGGCCUGGACCCCGGGAGGCAACCCCCAGCCCCCUCCAGACCAAGGCCACUGAGCACUGAGCCUGCGGGACUGGCCAUCCUCCCAGGGGAGCAGCUUUGCCCAGGGUCACACCGCACCCCCGCAGCCCAUGCUGACCGCCGCCCCAGGAGGGUGCAUGGCUCAGCACUGGGCUGCCGUGCCUCUGCAGCUCAGUCUGUCCAUCUGUCCCUCCAGUGGCACCCCGAGAGUCCACACUGAUUCCUGCCUGGAAACCUCAGGAACCCAGACCUCAGGUGGACCUCAGAGAGCUCAGAGAGCCAGUGUGGCUGGGCAGUGGGACACGUGUAGGGACGCAGGGGGCACAUGGUCGGCAGAACCCGUCACAGCUCAGCAGGCACGGGCAGCCAGAGGCACCCUGUCAGAAGCCUCCCUCGGGAGAUGACCAGGGGUGGACAGUGGGCCUGGACUGGGGAGGCGAAGCACAGGGUGGGGGUGGGCCCUCAGCCCAGGCCUUGUUCUCGGGACCCCAGGCCCCUUCCCCACUAGUGCCCUGCUCCCUCCUGGCUCCUGCGGGCUCCUGGACGCAGCAGGCCCUGGCUGGGGGCAGGUCUGCCUGCCCGACUCACUUGUGUUCCCGUGUGAACAUCUGGAGCAGCAGGCAACCCAGGUCCAGGACAGCAUGGACAGGCCCUGGGCAGCUGGCCAUGUGCUUUCCUCAAAUACUGGCCACAUGCACGCGGCGUCCUUCACCCCCGGUGCUCUCGACCCAUUGGACCUGCGUCCAGAGGCCCCUCUGCUACCCGCCCUGCUUUGUGUGGGAGUGAAGCCUGGUGGGCCUCUGGUUGGCAAGGCUGGGGUGCCCCAUGACCCUGUUGAACCCUCAAGUGGUGGGCGGGGUCAGAGCCUUGGAGGACCACAGAGCUAGGCCCCCAGGGACCUCCCAUGACUCCAGGAGCCUCUGCCAAGGUCCAAACCAGAGUUGUCACUUGCUGAGGCCAGGAGUGAGGAAUGUCCUUGGGGUGAGAGACAGGGCCUGUCACCCUGGACACAGGGCCACCCGCCCUGCUACCCCCACCACACUGCCCCACCACAGGCCAGCCUGGGGUUGGGCAGCUUGGCCACUGCUGCUGCAGGGGUGGUGUCUGCCUCGCUCACUGGCCCCGGGGGACUCUGUCUUCGUCAUGGGUCACCCAGGGCCAAGCGGGGGUAUGUGAGUGGCCCCCACUUCCUUCUUGCCUUUGUCAGCGUCUCAGCUGGGGGUCCGUCUCAGCUGACCUGAUCCGGCGUGUGGGGCACACCGCAGAACCAAAGGGCCCGCCUCCUGGCACCGAGGUCCAGGCAGACCGUAAGCCAGGUUGGAAGCUCAGCUGGCACAGGCCUUGGAGGCAGGGUCUGAGGGCGGCAAAGCGGGCGGCCACCUCAGCUCAUGGCCACAGGGCCUCUGUCACGUCCCUGGACAGAGAUGUGGAACUCAGGACAGAUACCCUGGCCCAAAACACUGCUGUCCCUGGGGUGAGCAGAUUUGUCCCAUGCACAGCCAGCUCGGGGGGCUCCAUUCCCAGGACCUUGGGGUUAGAUGCCAAGCGGGUGAUUGGACAGGGUGCCCAGCCACGGACUGUGUCCCCCUGGACAGUGGGGAAGGCUGCUGGCCGGCUGCAGAAGGGGCUUGAGGGUCUCAAGCCCAGCGGCCUUCUCCCAGGUGGGGUCCUUGAGGAGGUGCACGGGCAGGCAAGGCGGAGACAGCCCUGCACUCCCGAGCAGCUCUGGGAAGCCAUCCAUCGGUCUUACCCUCUCCAAGGCCUGCCAACUCCCAGCAGCAGGGGACACUGCCCACUGGGACUCCUUCUGUCCCUGUCUUUAUGUGGAAGUGAACAGUAACUCUCAGGUAUAUAUUCUCUGUCUACCAAGCCAGCGGUGCCACCUGUCUGCCCUGAGGUUCUCAGAAAGCAAAUGCUAUGCAGAGGAGGCCAAAUGGCCCCAGGUGGUUCCUGGUAGAUGUGACGAUGACCUUGUCUUGGGACAGGCCCUCAGUAAGACACUGUCUGCUCCAAACCACACCAUCACAGUCCCAUAUCCACAUGAGGGCUUCCAUGAGGGAGCAAAGCAUAACGUGGCCUGGAUCAAGCUCAGGAAUCCCAGGACACCCAGCUCAGGAGACCCCAGAACACCCAGCUCAGAAACCCCCAGGAUAUCAGCUCAGGAGACCCCAGGACACCCAGCUCAGGAGCCCACAGGACACCCAGCUCAGGAACCCCCAGGACACUGAGCUCAGGAGUCCCCAGGACACCCAGCUCAGGAGCCCCCAGGACACCCAGCUCAGGAGCCCCCAGGACACCCAGCUCAGGAGCCCACAGGACACCGAGCUCAGGAACCCCCAGGACACCCAGCUCAGGAGCCCACAGGACACACAGCUCAGGAACCCCAGGACACACAGCUCAGGAACCCUCAGGACACACAGCUCAGGAGCCCCCAGGACACACAGCUCAGGAACCCCCAGGACACACAAGUCAGGAGCCCCAGGACACCCAGCUCAGGAACCCUCAGGACACCCAGCUCAGGAGCCCCCAGGACACACAGGUCAGGAGCCCCAGGACACCGAGCUCAGGAGUCCCCAGGACACCCAGCUCAGGAACCCCAGGACACACAGGUCAGGACUCUCCAAGGCACCCAGCUCAGGAAUCUCCGGGACACCCAGCUCAGGACUCUCCAAGACACCCAGCUCUGGAGCCCCCAGGAAACCCGGCUCAGGAGCCCCCAGGGCUCACAGCUCAGGAACCCCAAGGACACCCAAUCAGGAGUCCCAGGACACCCAGCUCAGGAGCCCACAGGACACCCAGCUCAGGAACCCCAAGGACACCCAAUCAGGAGUCCCAGGACACUCAGCUCAGGAGCCCCCAAGACACCCAGCUCAGGAGCCCACAGGACACCCAGCUCAGGAGCCCCCAGGACACCCACUUCAGGAGCCCCCAAGACACCCAGGUCAGGAGCCCCCAGGACACCCAGCUCAGGAGCCCCCAGGACACCCAGGUCAGGAGCCCCCAGAACACCCAGCUCAAGAGCCCCCAGGACACCCAGGUCAGGAGCCCCCAGAACACCCAGCUCAGGAGCCCCCAAGACACCCAGGUGAGGAGCCCCCAGAACACCCAGCUCAGGAGCCCCCAGGACACCCAGCUCAGGAACCCCCAGGACACCCAGCUCAGGAGCCCCCAGGACACCAGGGGGUCAGGAGCCCCCAGGACACCCAGCUCAGGAACCCCCAGGACACCCAGCUCAGGAGCCCCCAGGACACCCAGGUCAGGAGCCCCCAGAACACCCAGCUCAAGAGCCCCCAAGACACCCAGGUCAGGAGCCCCAGGAAACCCGACACCCAACUCAGGAGCCCCCAGGACACCCAGCUCAGGAACCCCCAGGACACCGAGCUCAGGAGUCCCCAGGACACCCAGUUCAGAAAUCCCCAGUACAUCCAACUCAGGAGCCCCAGGAAACCCAGCUCAGGAACCCCCAGGACACUAGCUCAAGAGUCCCGAGGUCACCCAACUCAGGAACCCCCAGGACACCAGAUCAGGAGACGCCAGGACACCCAGUUCAGAAAUCCCCAGGACACUAGCUCAAGAGUCCUGAGGUCACCCAGUUCAAAAAUCCCCAGGACACCCAGCUCAGAAGCCCCAGGACACCAGAUCAGGAGCCCCCAGGACACCGAGCUCAGGAACCCCAGGACACCCAGCUCAGGAGCCCCCAAGAAACCCAGCUCAGGAGUCCCCAGGACACCCAGCUCAGGAGCCCCAGGAAACUCAGCUCAGGAACCCCCAGGACACACAGCUUAGGAGUCCCCAGGACACCCAGCUCAGGAGUCCCCAGGACACCCAGUUCAGAAAUCCCCAGGACACCCAGCUCAGGAGUCCCCAGGACACCCAGCUCAGGAGCUCCCAGGACACCCAGCUCAGGAACCCUCAGGACACCCAGCUCAGGAGUCCCCAGGACACCCAGCUCAGGAACCUCCAGGACACCCAGCUCAGGAACCCCCAGGACACCCAGCUCAGGAACCCUCAGGACACCCAGCUCAGGAGCCCCCAGGACACCCAGCUCAGGAGCCCACAGGACACCCAGCUCAGGAGCCCCCAGGACACCCAGCUCAGGAGCCCACAGGACACCCACCUGGGAGUUCCUGAGGCCGCCACCCGGCUCAGGGUUAGGGCCCACCGACAGGGCCCUGUGGAUGACGCCCGGGGCUCAUGAGGAGCAGGCCCUGCCCACCCAACAGGCCCAUGCAUAGGACUUUCCAGCCUGCCGCUAUCCAUGUGUGGACAUUGAAGAGGCCUCUGUUGGCCCUGUGGGUUGACCUGGCACAGGUGGGAUUCCUGCCCAUCCUGAAGGCUCUUAGAUGAGCAACCACCCUGCCCCUCCUUGGGACAGCUGUGGCUGAACGGUGAGUCUCAUCUGGCUCCUAGGACUGUAAUGAGGUACAGUACAGUGAAUGGCCGUCCCCAAAAGAUAAGCCCAAAUGCUGACCUCUGAUCCUGUGGGUAUUGCCUUCUGGGGGAUAUUGGCAGGUGUAGAUCCCAAAGAUCACCUGGCGGGUGGGGGCUAAAUGCUAGGACCAGUGUCCUUACAAGGGAAGGGCAGACAGGGAUUCGGGACUCAAAAAUCAUCAGAAGAAAGAAGACAAUUGAGCCCCCAGAGGCUGGGUGAGUGACGAGUUCCUGCCGGGAGCCGGGGGACGGACCCUUCCACCUCCUGAGUCCGAUGGAGGCCUCCUGGACCAAGAAGACAAAUUCCUGUCCUUUUCAACCACCAGUUUGAGGUCAUUUGUUACAGCAGACCCAAGAGACAUGCAGUAGCCAACGCACUGAAGACCCAGGAAAGGCUGUAGGGUCCACUAGAGCUGAGACCAUGUCCGAGUCCCUCCUGGGCACAGCCUGCCCCCAGCAGGCAGACAGCUAAGAGUGACAGAAAAAUGCUCCUCCACGCAGACCCAGAAAGCUUGAGCCCUGAACCCAUGUCCAGAUCACCCCUGAGCAGAGAGCAGACGCAGGGCCCUGUCCUGGGGAGGUGCGUCCUCUGACCCUGGACAGGUAUGAAGAGGCAGUAAGUCUGGGAAAAGUUGGCUUGGGCAGCCUGGGUGUGGCCUGCUUGGCCCUUGCUGGCCACACUGCUCUGUGCUGUGUCCUGAGUGUCCCCUCCUCCCUUUCUCUGCUGAGGGGUGGGAUGGUCCCAGAGCUCAGAGCUUGUGGAAUUGCUGUCCCUAUCCUCCAGCCCUCCUACUGGCCAGAACAGGAGCCCAGUGUUGUAAACAGGGUCAGGCUUCCAGGAGGAGACUGGCAGGACGGGAGUGAGAGGUCAUGGGGAUGGGGCAGAGGGCUGAAGACCGAUGGGCAGCUCAUGUCCACAGACAAAGCCCCGUGUGGCUUCUCAGCUGGGUAGGGCAUGGAGGUCUGGCUGGAUAGCCUCAGCACCACCAAGUGGACCCCAUGAAGAGCAGGAAGGGGGACAGAGUUGAGCAGCACAUCAGGUGCUCUGCACAGUUGGUCUCUAAGACCCCUUGAGCCAAGCUCAGGCAGUCUCCGUGUUGCUGGUGACCCCAGUUAUGUCAAGUACCCCUCCCCACUCACCCCUGGCCCUGCUGUGACUUUCCCCCGAGGUGGCUCUGCUCAGGAGAUAUGAAGUGACCAGGGCCUUUGGGGCAGUGACCACUGGUCCUGGUGCCCAGCAUGCUGUCCUGGGCCUGGCCACAUGGGCCAGGAGACUGCCAGGGGUGCUUGGUGGGCAGGGCCAGGUCUGCCUGGCUGUGCCAAAGCAGUUCAGAUCCUUCCCAUAGGCAGCUCCAGCCCCACCCAGCAGGGGACAUAGCCCCAUCCUUGGGGCAGCCACCUGCUGACCUGGGUGUGAGCUCAUGGGUCACUGACAUGUGCUCAGUCCUUACAAACCUGCCUUUGCACAGUCCUGUCCACACACCAUCAACCAUCACCCCGAAAGGCAGAUACCACCAAGUAUCCCUCAGCUGCCGGAAGAACAGUCAAGACGUGGUGCAGCCGGGCAGCUGGAUGCUACUGGGCCUCCAAAGGGAAGGCCGUCCUGACAUCUGCUGCCAGCUGGACGGACCCCAGGACACUGCGCCUGGUGAGAGGGGCCAGGCAGCAGGACAGACACUGCAGAAUCCCGCGGGGCCCUGCAGCCCUCAGGUCCACAGAGACAGAGAGCCUAGGGGCCGGGGCUGGAGGGCGGGAGUCAGGCCAGAGGGACAGAGCUUCAGACGGAGGAGAUGAGGACGCCCUGGAGGUGGGAGGGCCACAGCAGGUGAGUGUGCCCAGCGCCCAGGGUGGGGCACUGCACGUGGUCAGGAUGGGGUUGUCUCCCACCUCCCUCUGUUCAUACUGUGUUUUGUAACGUGGUGAACUUCGCAGUAGAAUUUGCCACCGUGACCACACGUAAGGGCCACGUUCAGCUCUGUGGCUCCGAGUGCUCAAGCUAUGCCGCCAGCUGCACCCACGGAGCCUGACCCAUGCGUCCAAGCAGAGCCCAGGCUACAUCUGAGCUGCGGGACCAAAUCCUGAACUUCAUGGAGGAGUCCAAUGAGAGGACCAUCCAAAACAUGGUUCCGCCAGCCUUCGGCCGACAUGUGUCACGCCCAAGACAGUGACGGGGACAUCAUGAGGAACUGACAGGGGAGCAAGAGAGGAAGAGGGAGGGCAGACCUGCCCCCCGGGGCUGCAUGUGAGUGGGGUCACGGAGCCUUCCCUGACCUACUGCAGACAGAAGCCUGCAGGCCAUGCGUUCUGUCUCUUAUUCAGCAAAUAUUUACUGAGCUCUGACCACACACCUGUGCCACUGUGCCCUUGGAGAGCCUCACUGGGUGCUGCAGGCAGAGCCCGCCGGCUGACCCACAGACUGUCCAGGACGGGCCAGGCAGCUUGGCAGAGGGGCCCCGGGGCAGCUCAGCACCAGCCCCUGUGCCACUGCUGCUGCUGCAGGUGGGUCAGUGGCAGCUGCUCCCUUGGGGGCACCUGGAGGACAGCCCAGGGAUGACAAGGCACUGCACCCUCGGGGCUAAUCCGGGUCUCCUCCAGCUCAGGUCCAGUGGUUCCGGGUUCCCUGGGGAAGCCUGAGUCAUGGGCCUGCAGCCCAGCAGGGUUCUUGGGUCCGUGAGCCGUGUACCUUGGCACCAGUGCCAGCAAAAGACGCAUUUAUUCACAGAAAAGGAAAAUAUCUUCUCCGGUCACCCUCCUCCCUGGGAAAACAGACGCCCAGGUUAUCUCCCCUGGGCAUGGGAACGGGCCUGGGCGCAGAGGUCAGGCCGUGGGAAGGAGGACUGCUGCAGUUGACCAGUGUCUCUGGAGCCGUGCUGAUCCAGGCCAAGAGGGGGCGAGGUCAGGGGAAGCUGAGGGCAGCAGAGGGCCCUUCUGAUGGACACACUUAAGGACAACACCCAGAACUGGAGCUGAGUCCUCGGCUGUCCAUCCCCCUCCAGGUGGCAGCCCUGGCCCAGGAGCAGGGAUGCCCCCGUGAGUGCCACGGGUGUCUGGGCACCAUGUGGACUGGGAUUCUUAGUCCACUUGUGGCCACGCAGGAGGCAGGAGGGCCAUGCUCACUCAGCAAUGCCAACCAAGGCCCAAGAGCAGGUGCCAUGGCGCAGAGCAGACAGGGCUGCCCUCAGCCACCUCCAAGGCCUGCCCAGCUUGAGGGACUCCAACCGGAGGGCCUUGGGACACUGCCCAGCUGCCCCCCAGGGCUGUCCUAGUCUGGGGACUCUCCCUCGUCCAGCAGACACGGAGCUGUGUCAGGGCCCCACCCAGGGUGGGAGGAUGCCAGUGGGAGAUGGACCCAGGCCCCUCAGCUCAUGUGAGAGAACGGUCAUCAGGCAGUGACCACACAGCCAAGGGCCAGGUGAGGAGCAGGUAGGGGCAGCGGGGGUCUGCUUGGUCCUGGGAGUGGGGACAGCACUGAUGAGGUGGCCGUGGGUGCCGGAAGGAAAAGCGGGGUCUCUGCAGAUGAGCCAGAAAGGAAGCCGUGGGCUGACCUCCGGGAGGGCCAGGGCCGCGGGCAGCAGGCAAGCUCCUGUCCAGCACCGUCAUGCAGGCCCCAGAGGCAGGGGCCUCCCUGGGAGGCGGAGGCCCAACCUUGCUGAGGGGGUACCUGGGAGGACGGUGCCUCUCAGCCCCCGAGCCCCCAUGGACCCCCAGACUCGAGACCUCACUCACACUCUGCACGCUGGUGGGAGCUCCGCGUGGCAGGCGCGAACCAGGUUCCUGGCUCUCGGUCUACUGCUCCUGUCACCCUCGAGGCUGCCACAGUCAACUCAGCUCACGUGGCCAAGCCGGGUCCAGGGCCAGCACUUGCCCUCACAGCCCGGCAGGGCAGAGCCACGGCCUGCUGAACAGGAGGAGCCCUGCCUGGAACUGAGGGCCCACCUCGGGGCGGGGGAACGGGGCUCCAGCCCAGGGCCUGAGCCUGUGGCCCCGUGAGGCCGUGACCCACCCUCCACAGGGUGCCCCCAGCCCAGCGGUCCCCUCCCAUGGUGGGCCUUUCCUCCUCCGUCAGUCACCACGUGGGGUCCCCGACCACACUAUCCCCUGGCCCCCACCGUCCCCCAGACAAGCAAGGCCCAGCCACUGGCCCUGCAGGAUGCUGCCCCCUUCUGCUCCAGAGGACUCCAAGCCAGCAGCGUCCACGUGAGGGAGGGCACACCUAAGGACGUGUGGGAAUACUGGAGGCAGGAGGGCAGGGGGCGGGGACCCGCGCCCCCCAGACAACGUGGCCAGGCCACGCGGGCGCACCUUGUUUGCACACAGGGCUGGCCCAGCUGCCUGUUUGGCUAUGGGAUUUGUGGGGUUUCAACGAAGCUCUAAUGACCAGGUGCUGGUCAGCGCCCAGGCUGGUGGGCAGUGGGGAGCUUCCCACCUGCACUGGAACUCAGUGCAGUCUCCCUUGAGCACCCAGGAGGCCCCCCCACCCAGAGCCCCACCCCAGAGCCAGCGCUGGGGUCCACCGGAGCCUCCCCAUGCUGGACGCUCAGAGCCCCUCAGGGAGGGCCCAGGCCUGGCUGCACCCAGUGGCCCCUGGCAGCUCUCUCCAGCCCCUGCCACCCCACCUUCUUUCUCUCAGCCCCUGGCAGAUUCUUCCAGAAUCAUGGGCUUCCCCAUUUCCCUCCCCUGAUUGGUCCCACUCAGCUGGACACCCAGUGGCCCUCACCCUGGCCACCCACCAUCCUCCUCCCUUAUAGCCUCACCGCCCUCCUCCACCAGCCCCGACCCUGCUCCAUUCCUGGAAUGUGCCUGGGGUCCACUCUAUGCCCAGCCCUGGGAGCUGCCUGGAAGCCCUGCCUGCCCCUACUGGACCCUGCAUUGCCAACCCUGUCCACCCCAGGAGGAGGAAGGUUGUGGAUGACCAGUGACACCACAGCAGCCUUUACACCGGGCCUCCCCCUUCUCGGCCCCCACGAGGCCUCGGUGCACACUUGUGCUGGCCAGGGCUUCCGGGUCCAGUCUCUGUCAGCGCCUUGAGCUUCCCCUCUCCCACGCUGUUCACCCACCAACCAGGCUCUGGGACUCGGGGUGCAGGGCACCUGCUGAACUGGCUGCUGCCUGCACGGAGCUGCUACAGGCCUGAUUUGGGAGCAGCCCAGUGAACCUCCACGUACCCUGGGGGCCAGGCAGGCAGCCUCCAGAGCGUGCCAGACAGCCUGGCCUGGAGGAGGCCCAGGCCCCCGUGGGGACUCCGUGCAGGCCGCAGCAGCACCUCCCAGUGGCUGCCCGAGUGUGGCUCAGCCCCUGGCUUCUCCACCGACCAAGGCGGCAAAGGAGAGCACAAGAGCCCAAGGGCUACCUGCACCUCUGGUGUCCCCUGCACCUGCAUGGCGGGGGCAGUUAGCAGACCAGAGAGACAAGCGGCUCUGUCCCCCGAGGAGACAGCGAGGCCACCUGGGGGACUCUGCUCCCUCAACCCGCGGGGAGCACAGGACGCCACAGCCCCCACCCACACCAACCCUGCAGGAAGGAGGGACCCCAGGCAAGACGGACCUCAGGGACGAGAAGCAGAGAGAGAGAGAUGGAGAGGGAGACACAAUGCAGAGACAGCCAGGAGGAGAGACCACAGCGGAGACAGAGACAGAGAGACAUCAAAACAGAGACAGCUGCAGAUGAGGACUGCCGCACCUGCUGCCCACGUCCACAGCAGCCAGGAGGAGGCAGCAACGAGGCCUCACUAAGUUGCCAGUUGCUGAGGCUGGCCUUCAACUUACAAGCCUCAUGCCUUAGCCUCCCGAGUCCCUGGAAUGACAGACGUGGCCACCACACCUGGCUGAGCAGUGACAUUGUUAAAGCGCUGAAAGAACUUUGAGCCCAGGCCUGAAGUCCAGGCAAGGUGCUGGCCUGGGAGACUCAAAACCGAUGCUCCAGCAGGCAUCCAGGGAGGACCCCACACGGGAGCACGUCUGAGAGGCUCUGCAGCGUCCGCAGGCAGGGCAGGAAGACACCUCCGGGAAGUUCAGCCGCCCUCAGAAGAGGCCGGGUAAGAAGGCGGCCACGGGAGCCACCGCACACUGGCAUUGGGCCCUGCACCCAGCACCACACAGGCAACUGGGGUGGGGGGGAGCUGCCUCUGCCUUCAGAUGCCCUCCGGCUGCUCCUGGGGGCCUCUCCGCCCUGCACCUGGGGAAGAGCUCCCAUGGGCUCCCGGGCAGGGCUGGGACUGGGCCACACGGGCCACAUGGUCACUGUGGAGUUGCCACUUCCCUGUCACAGCCACCGGGGAAGUGGCAGGAGAGGGACAGCCGCACCAGCGGUGGGGCGGGGGGUAACCAGCCCCAGAUGGCACCCUGCACCCCUGGCACACGCUUAUCUGGCUUAUCAGUGAGUUGACCACAGCUCACGCGGGAAGGCGCACAGGAAGUCCUUUCCAUCGCUGGGUAAACUUCCGUGGCCUGGAGCGUGGCCAUCCCCCGACACCUGGCCAGGAAGGCCCCGAGGUGCCUACGUCUGGCAGAGGGUGGCCGUCCUGCUCCGGGCUCUGCUUGGGCCCCGUGCCGUGGGUCGGAGGCUCUGGGGAGCUGCACUCUGCACAGCGCACGCUCUGCCCACCACCAGAGACCCCCAUCCUGGGCUACUUCUCAGGCAGGGCCUGAGGCCUGCCACCAUGUGGGCUGGGUCAGGAUGGCUCAGGCUGGUGUCCAGGUGGCACUGGGGCUUUUGGUCUUCGUGUGAGGUGUGGGGACACUGGGCGGCAUGGGGGACAGGUACCCAUAAGCACAGGGGCCAACAGGGCCUUGGUGCAGGCCACACCAACUUAUUCUGUGACUGACUGUCCUGCUGUCCAUGUGGGCAGCCUGCCUCAUCCCCUGGUGAGGGCAACUGGUCGGGGGCUGUGCCUGGCCAACUGACCCGUGUGGCUCCUGUUUCUAAGCCCAGACUGAGGCCAGUCACUUAGGCCGUGGCAUUGCAAGGGCCUCAGAGUCAAUGAGGGCAGCCAGACCAAGUGGUGAGCCAGGCUUGGGUGCCCGUCUCUCCCUGGAGGCCCCUGAAGCCACAUGUCAGAGCCCUGGGGGACACAGGCUCUUGGUUCACUGCCCACCCUGCAGAGCAGCAGCCAGGCUGCUCUUGUGACGUUGGGCCACAGAGCCACCUCCCCUGCCCAGGGAGUGUGAGGACACCUGGGUGACUCACUGGCCAUGUUAAGCAGGGUUUCAGGGCCCACAGGAUGGCUCAGUGGCAGCCCCUGAGAUGAGAGGACGCAGGGAGGAGCCCCUUCAGCCCAGGACCAGGACCGCUCUUGCUGGCCUGGGCAGAUGGGCCGCCCACCCGGAGGAGGCCGGGGAAAUGCCCAAAUGCUGUGCAAGGGCAGGGUGGGCUUGGUUCAGGCUGAAAACUGCCAGGAAGCAGAGGGAGGGGAGAGGGAGGCAGGGUGGCUCUACCGGCUGGCUGCCCAGCAGGUGGUCAGCACCCUGAGACUGGAAGCUGGGAACUUGCGGAGCUCAGGAGUAAUGCUGUGCAUCCAGGCAGCCUCUGCUGUCCAGGGCGUGAAGGCCAUCAUCCUCUGAGGUCAUAGCAGGGUCCCCCGAGCCAGCAGCCUAGGGCUCUGCUGACCCGUCCACAUUAGAUUAAGGCAAGAGUCAACUCCUGAGACCGUGGCUUGGAUGUCAGGGAGGGGAGCAAGGCUGAUCCACACCCCUGCUCCGCCCAGUCUCCGGAGGAGUGGACGGGAAUGCCAACAGCAGCAACUAGCAAGCUCCACGGUGCAGAAGUCGGCCCUGGACGCUGAGGCAGUACUGACCAGUGCUUCCAGAGUCCAUUGCCCCACACCCAGGGCUGGAGGUCGCAGAUCAAGGGGCCUCGGGCUGAAUCUUCUCCCUGGGUCCUUGCCGGGUCCUGGGCCUGCCCUGUUCUCCCUUCUUAGCAGAACACCUUGGUGUGGGAUUACACCACCCCCGUGCCCCCUCAGCUUUAUCCCCCCUAAGAACCUGUCUCCCAGCCCAGGGGGGAGGCUCCAAGAUGCAGACGUCGUGCAGGAGACCCGGGCAGCCGCAUCAGUCCACCAGAGCAGAGUGGGAGGCCAGGGUGGCCGGCGGGAUCCUGCCAGGUAGGUCCCAACUGGACACUGUCCAUCCUGUAAGCCUUCCUGGGCCUCCUCUCCAAGGUCUGCCUGGCCCCGCAGAGGCUCUAGGGGCCAGUCACACCACUCCAGGGGCAAGGUGCUCGGAUCUGGCAUCUGGUCACUGGCCAGGGCCUCAGCCAGGAUGGCUCAGUCCAGGGGGGAGUCGUCCUCAGGGGAACCAGGGCCCAGAGAGCGACAGGCCCUUGCCCAGGUGGGGGGGGCUCGGCGCUCCAGCCGCGUGGCUGCAGCGCCCGUGGCCCAGGCUUUUCAAGAUGAGCCGUCUCAAGCACCCCAAGGAACAGAGGAGGGCAGCACGCACCCCACCUACUGACCACGCAGCACUCACCACAUUAGCACACCGCCAGUUUUCCUUUGGUAAAUCAGAGGUCCCAGCAAAGAUGGGGCACCCCGCCCGUCCUCUGCGGAGGCAAGGAGGUCCUCAGACAUCUUCACGCGCCUGCCACAUUAGUAUUGGAAAGGGGUCACUGCGCAGGCCGGCCGAGUCCGCAGGGGCCACUGUGCCCGAGCUUGGGCGCUCUGCAGCGCCUCCAGGAGCCGGAGACGUGUGGACUCGACGGGUUGGCUCUGCUGCUGGCCACUUGUGUUCCCAGUGGUGGAAACUGAGUAACACAAGACACUCUGGACACUGGUCGUCAAUAAUCACAGAACACGUGGAAAUCAUCUUUUUUCACUUCCUGGCUUAUAUUUUUACCUCAUCACAUUGAUGGUUUUCAAACACAAUUUCUCCAGUGUAACAUAGUCAAAUGCAUCAGUCUCUAAUGACUUGUGGUUUUAGUGAUUCCAGGUCUCAGUCUACUUUCAGAUGCUACAACAAAAUACCCAAUGCUGGGUAGGAACUUUAUAAAGAAAGAAAAGGGGUUUAGCUCACAGUUUUGGAGGCUGAAGUCCAAGAUCAAGCAGCUGCAUCUGUUCUGCCUCUGAUGCGGCCCCAGCUGCCUCACAGCACGGCCGGAAAGCAGGAAGAGACACGGUGCAAGGUCAAUGAAAAAAAAGCUUGUAUUUACAGCAGAAAACCCAAGCUGGAAGCAGGAUGGAACAAAACCCCACUAAAACAGCCACGCAACCUGUGCAGAGCCCCAAGAGGCAAGUGGCGACGUCAGGCCGUCCUGAGAAGACGGCGGCUGUGCGAGAGGGCACUGACCCCGGGGCUGGCGGGUGAGUGCCCCUCGCUCUGCAGCAACCCCUCAGCGGGGCCUCCUGCCAGCCCUCCUGGCCCCAAGGCCACACGUGGACACUGCGUGUUUCUCUCGGGGUUCCGCGGUCUCGUUUUCACAGUUCACUGUUUAGAGGGCCUGGUCCUUAGGACAGCGGCGUGCUCUCCGUGUGGACCGGCUCCUGACCCUGCGCCUGGGCCAGCUGCCUGGGGCACGCCUGCGCCUUGCUCUUCCACACCCUCGGGCUCCUCGCAGACUUUUGGACCAGCUGCCAAGCCCCAGGGAAGACAGGGGCCGUGAAGACGUCUCACCGGGUCCCUGGAGCUGGCCACAGAACCCGACCUCAGGUUCCGAGGCCGAACCCCGCCCCUCCCAGCAAGGCCUCGGGUCUUCUCAGGACGCGGGGUCUGGCUCACUCCUGGGGUCUGCUCGGGUUUUGCGGCUCUCUUGGUGGUUUCCCCAUCACACUUGCACUUGGCGCACUGGUGAAGAUAGAUGGGCCUUCUGUUUGGUGGGCUGGUUCUCCUCCAUGAGUCUCACUGGGCCCAUGCCAGCCCUCUUACUGCCUCCACAGCAGAGCCUCAGACAGACCCUCUCCUUCCCGUCCUGAGGUCCGUCGCCUCUCUUCUUGCUUUAUUGCCCUUAGCAAAGACUGAGAGCACACGGCUGCAGCGACCUGUUCCCAACUGCCUUGGGAAGGGCAGAGGCCCCAGGGAGCCCGUGUCGCUGUGAAUCCUUGGAAGAGGCCCCUCCUCCUGUGAGGGACGCCUGCUCCCCCUGUGGGUCCCUUGGUCCUGUUUUGCCUCCACUAAGAUCAGCGCAGGGCAGAGGACCGCAAGCUUCCCCCUGGGAGCCUGAGGCAUUGUCCUGGGGAUUAGGUUAAACACACCUGUCAGCCAGGCCCAGUGACACUCACUGCCACCCCAGGAUCAUAAAUCUGAGGUCAGCCUAGACAACUUAGCAAGAUCCGUCUCAAAAAUAAAAAUUAAAUUACAUUUAACUUAAAAAUAAAUGCACAAGUAUAUUUAGUAGCUCCUGCCACACCCAAAAAAUGUGUGAGAUGAUAGAUGUGUCAGUCUACUUCACUAUGGUGACGUUUUAG